This is a messenger RNA of Balearica regulorum gibbericeps (East African grey crowned-crane), 2618 nucleotides long. NCBI's taxonomy places the organism in Eukaryota, Metazoa, Chordata, Aves, Gruiformes, Gruidae. The record is from RefSeq and is a predicted model, not a curated record.
UGCAGGCCUGUAAUUGAAGUACAAGAUGGCAAGAACCAGCCACAGCAACUAUGUCCUUCAGCAGCUAAACAACCAAAGAGAGUGGGGCUUUCUAUGCGACUGCUGUAUUGCUAUCGAUGAUAUUUAUUUUCAAGCACACAAAGCAGUUCUUGCUGCAUGCAGCUCCUAUUUUAGGAUGUUUUUUAUGAACCAUCAACACACUACAGCCCAGCUGAAUCUAAGCAACAUGAAGAUUAGCGCUGAAUGCUUUGAUCUUAUUUUACAGUUCAUGUAUUUAGGAAAAAUUUUGACAGCCCCUGCCAAUUUUGAGCAAUUUAAAGUGGCCAUGAACUAUUUACAGCUAUAUAAUGUACCUGAAUGUCUAGAAGAUAUACAGGAUACAGACUCAUCUAGUUUAAAAUGUUCAUCUUCUGCUUCUAGCACCCAGAAUAGCAAAAUGAUAUUUGGUGUGAGAAUGUAUGAAGACACGCUUGCUAGAAAUGGCAGCGAAGCAAACAGGUGGGGCAUGGAGCCGCCAAGUUCAACAGUAAAUACAUCCCAUAACAAAGAGCCUGAUGAAGAAGCUUUGCAGCUAAGCAGCUUCCCUGAACAAUUGUUUGAUGUCUGCAAAAAAAGCACCACAUCAAAAUUCUCUCACACAAAAGAGCGUGUGUCCCACUCACGCCGUUUUGGAAGAAGCUUCACCUGUGACAGCUGCGGGUUUAGUUUUAGCUGUGAAAAGCUACUGGAUGAGCACGUGUUAACGUGCACUAACAGGCAUUCUUACCAAAGUGCCAGGUACUACAGUGCUGAAAAAACAGACUUUAACGAAAAGGACUCUACUUCUAAAAUCAUCUCCACACAAACAGAAAAAUACAAGGGGGACUCAAGCCAAGCUGCGGAUGAUUCUUCGUCUCCCGUGUCAAACAUCACAAGCAGAAAAAGCAGCACAGUUGCCUCUGAGACAUCAGGUGAAGAAGGGAGCAGAGCCUCUGAGAGGAAGAGGAUUAUCAUCAAGGUGGAACCAGAGGACAAUCCCACAGAUGAGCUGAAGGAUUUUAAUAUUAUUAAGGUGACAGAUAAAGACUGCAAUGAGUCUUCCGACAAUGACGACCUGGACGAUGAACAGGAAGAGCCGCUUUACAGGUACUAUGUUGAGGAAGAGAUCAGAGAGAAGAGAAAUGCUCGGAAGACUUUAAAACCCCGUUUAUCCAUGGACGAGGAUGAAAGAAAGUGUUUGAAAAGUCCACGGCACCUUAACAGGAAGGCUCCCUCAGUGCAGGAAGAUGUGGAGAACGCUCCCUGUGAACUUUGUGGGUUAACAAUCACCGAGGAAGAUUUGUCCUCUCAUUAUUUAUCCAAACACAUAGAAAAUAUAUGUGCUUGUGGCAAGUGUGGUCAAAUACUGGUCAAAGGCAAGCAGUUACAGGACCAUGCACAAACCUGUGGAGAACCCCAGGAUCUGACCAUGAACGGUAUCAGAAAUUCUGAGGAGAAAAUGGACUUGGAAGAAAACCCUGAGGAGCAGUCAGAAAUAAGGGACAUGAUGUUUGCAGAGAUGCUAGAGGACUUCAGGGACAGUCAUUUCCAAAUGAACAGCCUUCAAAAAAAACAGUUAUACAAGCAUUCUGCCUGUCCUUUCCGAUGCCCUAAUUGCGGUCAGCGUUUUGAAACUGAAAACCUAGUGGUUGAACAUAUGUCAAACUGCCUGGAGCAAGAUCUGUUCAAGAACUCCAUGAUGGAAGAGAACGAGAGGGAUCACAGACGUAAGCAUUUCUGCGAUCUUUGUGGGAAAGGAUUUUAUCAGCGUUGCCACUUGCGGGAACACUAUACCGUUCAUACCAAGGAAAAACAGUUUGUUUGUCAGACAUGUGGGAAGCAGUUCUUAAGAGAGCGCCAGUUGCGGCUCCACAAUGAUAUGCACAAAGGCAUGGCCAGUAGUGAAAUAGGGACUUCUAAGCUUCUGAACAACUGAGAGAACCAGGUUUGAAGAAGACAUGAGGAAGAACUGGUCGGCAAAAGAUUUCAUAAAAACUCAGAACCGCGUGUGCCAGAUCAGAAUUGGCACCACCUUUGCUUUUUUGACAUACUGCAGCAGUCGCAAAAGGCACCAAACCACUCAAAUUAGAACAUGCAGUAAAAGUUGGUUUUGGACUCUUCUCUGUAUUAUAAAACAUUCUUCCUUGUGACUAUUAUUUACACCUGUUACAAACAAUAUUUGAAGUCUCCUUUCAUGGAGCAAACAGCUGAAAGAGGCAGAUGCCAGGUGUUAAGGGCUUCACUGAAAUGAGUUUGCAGAAUUUGCUAUUCAUGUGUUGGAUUGCUCCUUUUCUGAAAUGAGGCUUAUUAGAGUUUCUGUCAAAAAACUGUUUAGAUCUUUUAGUUCAAAUAUUAAAGUGUAUACUCAUGAACUAGAACUUAAUGUAUUUUCAGACAGUUGCAAUGCUAAACUAUCAAGUGUUAAAAAAGAGAAAAAAAAAAUUACCUGGAGUACAAGGUGAAAGAAAAAUCGUAAAAACUGAGGACAGUGGGUCCCUGAGGAAGGACAGGAUGGUGAGAAAGAUCCAGCUGACCCGAUUCCCCCGCUGCCAUGAUCAUCAUUUGCAAGCUGAAGAGGACCUUCCAUGGAGCACAGUGCU